UCUUUCUGCAACUAGAAUGUCCGGAAAUUCUAUAUUAUAAUCUGACUGUUUUUGUAAACGACACUACAUAUUCAAGCUGCAAACUGCUUUUCACAAUUUGCCUCCCAGUACGGUGCAACACGCAGCACGCCAACCGUGCCACUUCACGCAGCUUCAACUAUCGUCCAUUGUAUUGACUGCCUGCGUCAAGUGACGUAAUUCCCCUCCCCCACGAUAUGGUGGUAGCAGGAGGUACAGUGCCACCUGUUGCUUGGGCCCAAAGAGAAGGUUUAGCCAUAAUGCUGCACGCAUGUAUAAUACCCAGGUGACAAGUGCUUGCCUAACACUGGUGAGACCCUGCCUCACUGCCCUCUAUAGAAACGGUCGGGCUGGGCGUACGUACGUAGGUACCUAUGUAGGUACUUACGUACCUAGGUACCUUAGUAAACCAGCAACACAAUAUAAUUUGACAGGCUCGUCUCUUCUUCGAGGUGUUCAAUGAUGGCAUCGUUCCCAAUCUUCAUCGGAUUAUACUUCUAACCUACCUACCCAUCUGCAGGGCCUUUUCAGUAUAGCGACACGUUUAAUAUAUUGACAACCCGUCUUUGCAUACUGAAGUCAAAUUGAAAAGGUUAUCCUGAACAUUUACCUAUUUACCUCCGACCCUAGCCAUAAAUACCUCUGCAAAAGUCACAUAGUUUCCCCAGAACGCCAUGGGACUAUGCGAUCAGUGCCAGACGAUCCCUCUUUGGGAUCUACCACCCUUUCAGCUAUCUGAUUAUACGUGCGGCCUGGAACAGCUUGGGAAACCACACUAUUUCAACCUAGUUCGAAAGGAUGAUGUGCCCGGCGCAGCUACGCCAAUAGGAUUUCAUUGGCACCAGGACCGAGGUGGCUUGUGGCAGUCUGCGGCUGGUGGAUGCCCUUUGUGCCGCCUCGUGGAUAAACAGGCCCGCCUGGUGCUAUCAGACUUGGAUGGCGGUGACCAGCAUGCGGCUAUCAUGAAGAACAAACCGCGCCAAGCUGAUAUUCUUCGGCAAGUGAAGGAGAAAGUCGAGACCCAUUUACCAUUUGGCGACAAGGAAAAGAAACCUGACGACAAUGACGACGUGAUGACGAACAUAGCUGCGAUGGUGGCCGAGGAGAGCAAUGUAACUUUGCCAAGGCCUAGUUUCGAUCUCUGGCUCACAAAUCGCGGCUCAGCCGGCGCGGGCCUUAUGGUCUUCUCGACUUCAAUGCAGGGACCCGGAGUUGCUACAGAAAAGUGCCUCAUUCCCAUUGCUAUUAUUGGGUUUUGCUCGGAGCCCGAGGAUUCUCUUUCGAGCAUUCUGCCGGGUCGCCCAAUCGAAGCAGCUCCGGGCCCCAGUGCUUUCGCUCUUGCAAACAAGUGGUUGGAACAAUGCGACCGUCGCCACCAGCUUUGUUCUGCGCACCUUGGUCAACCGCCUGCUCUAUUACUAGAUUUGGACAAUGCCACAGAACAUAGUCAGGCAACAGUCAGACUUUGCGAGCCUCCUGUACAGGUGCCCCUGCAAUAUGUUGCGCUUAGCUAUUAUCAUGAUGAAGGAUCUGGCCAUAACGUCUGGAAGAACCUUGAACCCAGCCUCUACAACAUAAGUAGCAAUUCCACACGUGCACCGGGCGAACUCAUCAAGCAUGAAAACCUUUGCCAGGUGUUUCAAGACGCAAUUGUUGCAACUCGGAGGCUCGGGUUGCGCUACCUGUGGAUCGACUCGCUGUGCACCCCCGCAGGUGAUGAGAAGACCUGGACCAGAGAUUCGGAAAACCUGGCCAUGGUGUACAGGAACGCUUACCUGGUAAUUUCAGCAACAGGGGCCUCCGAUCCCUCAAAGGGCCUAUUCGAGCAGCGGAGCCCCAAAAAUUACGAGCAUUUCCCAAUAAAAGCCGAGUCAGCAGACGGAAACCACAUGGUAGGCAACGUUGCAGCCCUAUCACUGCCUCUUCAGGACGAGAUAUGUGGACGUUGUCCUGAACUGAGGUCCGAGCCUCUCAGUCGAAGUGCCUGGGCCUUCCAGGAGCGUGUCCUUGCCCGGCGAGUACUGCAUUUCACGAGAGACCAGCUUCGCUUUGAAUGCGUUGGUGGUGAGUUUGGUAUGAUGUCGGAGGAUGGAACUUGCAGUCCCUUGCCACGCUUUUUUCACUUGCCGAACCGAUUGGAAAAUGCGGUUCUGUCACCAGACCCCAUGCAGCUCAAAGAUACCGUCACCGGCCAGGUUUCCGUGGCAAAAGUUACCUCAAUCAUGGAAAUGUGGAGUGCGAUCUUGUUUUGGUGCAGCGGCCUAGAUCUCGCUGACCCGUCAGAUCGACUACCCGCCAUGGCCCAAACGGCGCGUGCCUUUCGUGAGAUGGUGCAGCUGCGUGGAACGGAUAGCGACUACCUGGCAGGGAUCUGGAGAAGUAAUCUAAUCGAUGGGUUGAUGUGGGGAUCUAUGAAUGAUUUGCCUAACUUUCGUUCUACGGAGAUUCAGGACGGCACCCCCUCUUGGUCUUGGGCAUCUGUUACUGGACCUGUCACCAACAUUUUGUGGACGUCGGGAAAUUACAGCCUCAUAGGAGAGGUUAUAGAAGCUCAUGCUGAUGUUGCUGACCCUGCUAAGCCGUUUGGGAGGGUCACUGGCGGCUUCAUAAAGCUUCGAGCACCAAUUAUUGCUGUGUCAAUGACUGAGUUUCCUUUCACAGACGGCACAAUGGGUCUACGACCAACCGAAGCUAGUGAUUCUUCUUGCUUGGUGGGGGCCAUCAGCACUUUUUUCGAAACAAUGGACGGCAAUUUUGACCGCUCAGCAGAACAAGUUCGCCAGAUGAAGUUGUUCGUCGUAGUCUUGGCAAUUUCAUCGCACCCCAGCAACGGCGAGGAAUUCUACCACGGUCUUAUUGUCACGCCCACAAAAGAUGACGAUGGCGUGCUGAGGAAAGUCGGGAGGUAUCUCCAGACAGCAAAGCAAGUACGCAGAUGGGUUAUUGACCUGGAUACUCUGGUGCAGACAAUUACACUUGUCUGAACUUCAUUAUUGUGCACCAGAGUGCCAUUAUGACGGGUACAAGUGAGAUCCAGUAUACUAAUCUACAUAGCUAUUAGGUAGUUACCUAGGUAGUUAUGAUAACAUACUGUUAAAGGAG
Molecule: messenger RNA, 3120 nt
Organism: Pyricularia oryzae 70-15
Lineage: Eukaryota; Fungi; Ascomycota; Sordariomycetes; Magnaporthales; Pyriculariaceae
Exons: 1
Coding region: 693-3002 (769 amino acids)
Source: RefSeq, a predicted model, not a curated record